Messenger RNA from Raphanus sativus (radish), 1407 nucleotides. RefSeq lists its product as uncharacterized. The coding region runs from base 1 to 1407 and encodes 468 amino acids. Gene Ontology annotation, biological process: DNA transposition. Gene Ontology annotation, molecular function: zinc ion binding; transposase activity; DNA binding. The transcript has 4 exons. The record is from RefSeq and is a predicted model, not a curated record. NCBI's taxonomy places the organism in Eukaryota, Viridiplantae, Streptophyta, Magnoliopsida, Brassicales, Brassicaceae.
AUGACAAGGCUGAAAUGCUUGCAGCAGUUUGAUGAUGAGCAAGCUCAGUCAUUUGCAAGGUUGUUUGACUAUGUGGAGGAGUUUAAAAGCACUAAUCCUGGAUCUACAGUUGAAUGUGAGGUGAGGCAGACACGAUUCUAUAGGUUUUAUGUGUGCUUUCAGGCGCUUAAAGAUGGGUGGAAUGGUUCUUGUAGGAAGAUUAUUCACAUCAAUGGUACAUUUCUGAAGUGGAGAAUGAAUGGAAUGUUAUUGGUUGCUUGUGGAAGGGAUCCUAACGAGCAGACUUUUCCUAUCGCAUGGGCCAUUGUGGAGGUUGAAAACAAAGAUAACUGGUUAUGGUUUUUUGAUCAUUUGGUCGAAGAUCUAGGCCUAGGACAUGGUAAUGGUUUAACUCUAGCAAGUGACCAACAAAAAGGUCUUAUAUUAGCUGUUCAAGAUGUGCUGCCAUAUGCUGAGCAUAGGAUGUGUGCUCGGCAUGUAUACUCUAAUUCGAAAAAGAAAUAUGGUGGAGCUGUGUUUGAAAAUCUAUUCUGGGGUGCUGCUGAUGCUUACUAUAUAGCACGUUUUGAGAAGAAAAUGGAAGACCUGAAGAAGAUUUCAGUCGCUGCAUAUGAUGAUUUGAAGAUUUCUCUGUCUUGCCCGUGGUCAAGGGAAUUAUUCACAAAAUACUCAUCUUCUGAUGCUGUUGAGAACAACUUAGGAGAAUCUUUCAAUGCAGCUAUAAGGAUAGCAAGAAUAAAACCGGUUGUGGAGAUGCUUGAAGAUAUAAGAAGAAAGAUUGAACUUGCAAAGAAUUGCAGUCCUGUGAGUUGUGGAUUAGGAGACUAUGAAGUUGGGUACUUCAAUGAUAGGUUUGUGGUGAAGAUGAGAGGUGGCAUAUCUUGUACUUGUAGGAUGUACAAGAUCAGUGGAAUUCCUUGCUGCCACAUUGUCUCAGCCUUGCGUUUAGAGAAAAACGCUGACCAAGACCCGAAAACACUUAUAUCUGACUGGUUCACCAUUGAGAAACUGAAGGCAUGUUAUGCAUAUCGUUUAAAGCCCGUCAAUGGCAUGAACAUGUGGAAGGUGAAAACUAAUGUGAGGGUCAAUCCACCUCCGUUUAAGAAACCUCCAGGGAGACCACCAGGUAAAAAGAGAAAGAGAGAUAAAGGUGAACCAAGAGAACCACCAAAGAUUUCAAAACAAGGAACGAAAAUACACUGUGGGAGUUGUGGGCAAGAAGGACAUAAUAAGAAGUAUUGCAAGAGUCAACCUGUCCCGAAACCACCCAAGAAUCAACCUGAAAGGCCACGCAAGGAAGUAAUUCCACCUACUUCAGCUGCUCUAUUUAUUCAUGAACCAGAUGCAACACCUGGAAGCCUAAGGAAGUGGUCACAGCAACAAAACGAAGAAGCUCUGUUUUCUUAA